Messenger RNA from Contarinia nasturtii (swede midge), 4962 nucleotides. Its product is annotated as zinc finger-containing ubiquitin peptidase 1-like. The transcript has 8 exons. The coding region runs from base 606 to 2639 and encodes 677 amino acids. NCBI's taxonomy places the organism in Eukaryota, Metazoa, Arthropoda, Insecta, Diptera, Cecidomyiidae. The record is from RefSeq and is a predicted model, not a curated record.
GUGGCACAAUAUGGUUGUGUGCAUGUAGAGAACGAUAAAUGGAUGGUGAAGACAAACGAAACGAAAAAAAAUAACGUUUGACAGUGCGCAUAGCAUGUGCUAAAAAUGUGUUUCCCCUCUUGCAAUAUUCUAUUUACUGACGAUGAUAUGCUGAGCACAAAACGAGCGAGUGAGUCGAAAAUAAGCAACGAAAGCGGGAUGGUGUUUCGGUUAUAUUUCCAUCGAUAGGACAAAUAACACACAUUAGCACACAAGGCAAAAAUUCAUACUGUCAAAAAGUGAAAUAAGGAAAAAGAAGGCUUUUUUUCUCUUUCUUCCUUUUUUCUCCCCCUUCACACAAAACACUGUAAUAGCGAAUAAUUAGUGAACAAAACUUUUUUUUCUCGUCUUCUUUCAUUUUAUUAUGUGUUGUGUUGCUGUUCUAUUUUAUUGCAUUAUUUAAUAUGUGUGACUGCAUUUUUUCCUGUUUCCAUUUCCGAAACUCAGUGACUCUUUGAUUUUUAUUAUUAAAUUAAGUAAAUCAUGAAAAAACUCCAUUAAAAUAUAAAGUCACCGAAACAAUUGUGUUUCAUCGAUAACAGUGGCAUAAAAAACACACACAAAAUAUGGCCGAUAAACCACCGUCAACCUCUUCACUUAUGCAAAAUGGUCAAAAACAACAGCAACAAUCGCAUCAACAGCAGCAGCAAGAAAAACAACAGCACCAUUGCUGUGAAAUUUGUGGAAAAUCUGGUUUGACGGAUGACUCGAUGCGAGAUCACAUGAAAAUAUGUCACAUUGAUGGAAGUGCACUUUGUCCAUUUUGUGGCAUGAGCGGAGUGGCACCCGCUGAACUGUUAUUACAUGUCAAUCAAGCACAUUUAGAUUAUUUAACGCCUGAAAAUGAACUUAUGAGCUUUAUCGACGACCAGAGUCCGAGUAUUGAUGGUGAUUCCGAUUCACUAUCCGAAUUUCGUGAUAUAUCUCCGAUGAAAUCACCAAUAAUUGAUGAAACGGCAACGAAUAUCUCAUACAAAAUAAAUGGAUUUUCUCACAAUUCAAACGCUUAUCAAUCAAGUUCAAAUGCUCAGCAAAGCAAUGGAAGACAACCACAGCAGCCGCAAACCAAUCGAAAAGAGUCGAACGACUUUUAUAAUGGCAAAGAAAACCAAAAUCAAACCAAUGGCACUGAACUUUCAAAUGGAUUCCAUAGCUCACCACUUCGUUCACAAUUGGGAUUAAAUUUGAAAUCAUCAACGACAUCCGUUAAAAAGUCAACGAAUCUCUUAACGUGUCCAAUUUGUCCAUAUACAUCUGAAGUUGCUGCGGUUUUAGAAGAACAUAUAAAUCGUUUACACUUUGAUCCACUUAGUCCAUCGGUAACAAAUUCAUCGCCUAGUUCCUAUUUAGAUACGUUAAAUGCAUUCGCAUGCCCUCUUUGCGCGCGAACAUUUGAAACCUCAACCGAUUUGGAAUUGCAUGUGAACAUUGAACAUCGAGACAUUCUUAGUCCCGGUAACAUCGAUUCGAAUGGUUGCGCUGCAACCGCAACGAAAGGAACGACUCGUAGUUUAUGUCCGGUUUGUGGAAUCUCAUUGGAUGACUUUAGCACCGCUAAUAUGGAAUUGCACAUCGAAAAACAUUUUGCAAAAAGUCCACAAAACCAUAAAACUGAACCGGAUUUGGAAAAAGAAGCGCAAAAAUUACGAGAACAAAGAGAAUUUGAAAUGUUACGAGCACAAUAUGGAAUGGAUAAUCAAGGAAAUUUUCGCGAACAAUCGGCGGCGGCCAUGCAAAGUGCUGUAUAUGCCGGUGAAAUGAGCGUCGCCGAUUAUUAUGAGAGGCAAGUUGGGCUACGCGCAGCAGAAUCACAUGGCAUUGAUGACAAUACGUCGUGCACAAAAUCCGUUAUUCCGAGGGUCGCUUCGUUGUCGGCAUCAUCACCGGGUGUGGUACGAACACUGCUGUGUUCAAGCAUUGAUCAUUAUGCAUCCAGUUAUGGUGACAAAGGAUGGGGAUGCGGUUAUCGAAAUCUACAGAUGAUGUUGUCAUCGUUGCUUCAGAACACAACAUAUUACACGGCUAUUUGUGCGGCGUGGAAUCAUACACCAACGCGUAAUGCAAUGCCAAGCAUAUCGAAAUUACAAAAAUUAGUUGAAACUGCUUGGGCACAAGGAUUUGAUGUACAGGGAUCAGAGCAACUUGGCUGUAAAUUGUAUAAUACACGAAAAUGGAUUGGUGCCACUGAAGUUGUAACAUUGCUAUCAUCGCUACGGAUAAACUGUCAAUUGGUUGAUUUUCAUCGACCAACCACAUCGGAUGGCCGACAUGCUGAAUUAUUCGAAUGGGUGCUGCGAUAUUUUGAGGAAAGAAAGCAGCAACCACCGUUAUAUUUGCAACAUCAAGGUCAUUCGAGAACAAUAAUUGGAAUUGAACAACGAGCUUCUGGUUUAACACUUCUAAUAUUGGAUCCCAGCCAUGGUCCGAGACAAGUGGCUGCAUUAGGUUCAUCUAAAGACUCUCUGCGAUUGAUUCGCAGAAAUAUGGCUGCAAUGCGAGCACCACAAUAUCAAAUCGUUGCUGUUGGAGGAUUAUUUGAAACCGAGGAACAAUAUCAGGCAAGUAAGAUAUUGCGUUCGUUGCGCAUUCCAGCAGAUUGAUGACCAUUGCUCGAAAUUCGAAUGCUUCAUCUAAAGAUUCAAGUAGAUUCAUUAUUAGAUAUUAGAAGCGUUGAUGAUAAAAACUCGACGAUCCUCAUUUUUGAUUAAUUUAUAACAAAAAAAAAAAACUAGUUGAUUUCAGUUAUUUGACGAAAUUUUUAUUUGAAAAAUCAAUAUAGUUUAUGAGUUAUGACAUGUUUCUAGUGAAAGUGUAAUUGUCAAAAGUCCCCAACAUUUAUGUGUGCGUGAACACAAUAUGUUUUUAUAUGAAUGAUUUAAGGUUGACAUAUUACCAACUUCAUGCUAGUGCUAAGAAUCAUAAUUUGUGAAUUGUUAGAAACUGUGAAAAUUAAAUAAUAAGUGAAUGUUUAUUAAAAUAUUGUUAGUACAAAAAAUGUUUAAAAAUUUAUUUUAUUCUAAACAUAUUAAAAAUGUCCAAAAUAAUUAGUUCAUUUUUUCGAAAUAUCAAAGAAAUUUCAAACAUUAUUUUCAUUCCAAAUCUACAAGUGGCAUGAAGUUGGUUAUGAAUGGUUCGCUCGAUCAGCUGUUUUUUGACAUUUUGUUUUGUUUGUGUGUGAGUAAAAGGGUGUAAGAAACUGCGUUAGGGACUUUAUAAGGGCAUUUGACAUUACCUCUUUUCAGUUGAUUUGUAGAAAAUUAGAAAACGACCUGAACAAUUAAAAAACAACGUAAAAGAAGCGCGAAGUCUUUAACUGAUUAAGAAAGUGAUCACGUGUACAAAUGAUGCGCAUUUAUUUUCGUUCAAAUUGUUGUACAAAAAGUAUAUUAUGAUUAUUUUUCAUUUCCCCAAAAAGGAAUUUUAUAUUGGGUUUAAAAGUAAAUCGAGUCAAGAAAAAAAUCAGAGAUUAACGAGUUAAAAUAAGUAAUACAUUUUAAAUGAGAUUCAAUCACUGUGAACUAUGAAUUUAAUCAAUUUUCUGAUUUAGCUGAGUUUUUUCUUAAAUGCUGUGUUAAGUUUUGAGCUUGUUUUCAAAAAAAGGUGGCUUAAGCUUAAGUAGGAAAUGCGAUAAAAAAAUAUCGAAAUUACGUGUGAAUCAUUAUGGAAGAAACAAAUACCUAUAAAGAAUUGAUAUAUGACGUCAAAGUGGCCUUAAAUAGUUUCUUUUAACUUUUGUCACAUCUCAGUUUGUCUAUGUUCUCUUCUCAUUUUUCUCAAAAAAUUAUUUAUUUCACGAGAAUUCAGCUCGAUGAAAAAACAAAGAUGUUUGUCUUGAGUCAAUUAAUGGGUUUGCCUUGCGUUUUCAUUAUUCAUCACUAUUUUUCAAACUUUUUAAUAUAGAACUGAAUUGAAUGAGAAAUUACCAUCCAGUCUCUCUUGGACAAAAUUCCAAAAACGCCAUUCCAAAUAAAAAAAACAACAUGAAAAAAACUACCAAUGUAGAAGAAAAUAAAAAGAAGAAAUUCAUUCGAAUAGCAAAAGAAAACUAAACAUAUUUUCAUAUUCGAAAUUUAAUAACUGUUUCAUAACAACAACAACAACCAAAAUGAACCCUCUAGUCCGGAAAUCAUAUUCUUGAUUUUAAAUAUAAUAAGACAACAACACGAUAUACAUUCUUUUCCGUUCUCAACUCACGCGAAAUCGCCAUUGUAGGCCAUUUUUUCUAUGGGAAUAACAAAUACAAAGGAAUGCAAAAUCUGUACCCACUCUUUAACAUUUGCGAAAAUAAAAAUCAAUAAGUAUAACAUUUUUAAUAGCAUAUGAUAUGAAUUAAACCAACAAACAAACAAAAAAGAAGUUCACGCACUUUUGCCUUGAUAUGCAAUUGACAACAACAAAGAAAUAACAUGACAUUCGUACACAAAUAACAAUUAAACCAUAGCAAACAACAUUUUGAAUAUAAUACAAAACAACAGAUAUAUAAAUGUGCAUAUUUUCAUCGAAUAUUUUCAUAUGCGCUAUAUAAUGAAUCAAAAAGAAUUUUCAAGACGACACACGACAAAUCUAAUGAAAGAACUUGGCCAAGCAAACAAUAGAAUGUUUUAUUAUGCAAGUUCCUAAUUUAUGGCAAUGCUUUUAAAAAAACACAUACACACAAAUGAAAUUAUCACAGCUUAAUGUCCAUUUUCAUGCGAUAUUCUCGUCCAAGAGAAAAGAAACCAAUUUUGCUUCAAUAUAGCGAGAGAAAGAGAGAGAGAAAAAAAUGUGUAUAAAAAUUGUAAGACUAUUAUGAAUGAAAUGCCAUGAAUUUAACGAUUACAUUCACACUUUACAAACGCGUAGUGCCUGUAUUCACUGUUCUAAUAAGCUUAUCAAUGAAGGAAUUUAACGACAUUUUAUUUGAAUUCAAACCAUUCUAGUGCG